AUGAAGUCCUUGAGUCAAAUGCUGCCUCAGAAAUCUAGAUAUGAUAAUUUUAACUUUGACGGUGUGUCAAGGUGCAACCAUAAAGGGACAAUUGCUGCAGGAGUGAGGGUAGUGCUGAUCGAUCCUCGUGGACAUGUCCUUCCUCGAGCCUACUCAUUGACCAAGCCAUACUACAAUAAUAUGGUUGAGUAUAAUGCCCUUAUAAUUAGCUUACAACUUGCUCAAGACAUGGGCAUCAAAUACCUUGAAGCAUACGGUGAUUGCAAAUUUAUCGUUAAUCAAAUUAAAGGAGAAUAUGAAGUCUGCCACAAUAAUCUUAUACCUUGCCAUGAAGCAUUAAGGAAGCUUGUCCAUUCAUUCAAAGGCUUCUACAUCAGUUUUGUAGCCCACCUUGAAAACACUUAUGCAAAUGCUUUGGCAUCUCUUGUAGCUACUCUUGACUUGACUUCUAAAUCUACAAAGCAUAUAUCAGUAGCUAUCCAUCAAUUACGUUCCCCAAGGCAAAUUCUCGAAUCCAACAAAGUACAUGCCAUGCCAAUUCACUUCGAGGCUAAUGGUUGGUGCUUCCUAAUCAUUGAUUAUGUCUUGCAGGGAAUAUCACCUGAUAGUCUAAAGCAAGCACUCUCCAUUCAAAGAAGGGCUUCACGCUUCUUCUAUGAUACUACUACAUAG
This is a messenger RNA of Asparagus officinalis (garden asparagus), 672 nucleotides long. RefSeq lists its product as uncharacterized. The coding region runs from base 1 to 672 and encodes 223 amino acids. NCBI's taxonomy places the organism in Eukaryota, Viridiplantae, Streptophyta, Magnoliopsida, Asparagales, Asparagaceae. The record is from RefSeq and is a predicted model, not a curated record. The transcript has a single exon. Gene Ontology annotation, molecular function: RNA-DNA hybrid ribonuclease activity; nucleic acid binding.